AUGCGGCGGGCUCGGCGCUUUCGCCUUCUCGCCCUCGUUGUGUUCGUCGUGGUGCCUUCUUGCUCCUUUAAGCUUAAUGCGCCCAAAGUGUUGCUGCCCUUCAGCCGGGAGAUCAGGGUGUCUUUCGUGCUGGAGGCCGAGGGGGGCUGUUACUCGUGGCGUUCCAUGCACGACAACGUUGUCACAGCUGAGCCCUUUCAUGAGAAUGGUGCUGCGUGCUCCCAGAAAGCCCUGCUGUCUGCUCAGUCCACACAGCCCACCAGGCUGAGCAGUGCUGUGAUGGCUGAGGAGCACGUCACCGGCCACACACUCCGCUGCGACGUGAUGGUUGAUGUGAUCAACAGCAUUGAGAUUCUGUCCCGAACUCGGGAGAUCUACGUGGAGGAUUCUCCCCUGGAGCUGGCAGUGAGAGCCCUGGAUGUCAAAGGCAACACGUUCAGUAGCUUGUCAGGAAUGGUUUUUGAGUGGAGCGUCGCAAAGGAUGAGGAUGUGGACAGCGUGGAAUUGUCAGACAAAAUAAGGAUUUUAAAGUACUCGGAAGCUGACUAUUCCCCACCAAACCACAUCGUUGAGCUGGAAAGAGCAGAAAAACAAGGAGACAGAAUCCUGGUGUCAGGAAUCACGACUGGAGCAGCGGUUAUAAGAGUGCGAGUACACGAAUCGACCUACAAGAAAGUGGCUGCUGCUGUGGUACGCCUGCUGGUUCUGGAGCACGUAGUGCUGAUCCCCGCUCACGAUGUUCACCUCCUGGUUGGAGCACUUGUGAAAUACAGAGUUGCAAAAGUUGUGCGGGGGAAGAUGACAGAGCUGGAAUUUCCUCUGGAGCAUUACGAGCUGCAGCUUCGGGAUCAGGUCGCUGCUCCUGGGGGCUCUGAGCUCCUGCCUGUGGCCAACCUGGACGGGAGGAGCGGCGCCGUGCGAGCCGUGCAGCUGGGGCAGAGCGGCCUGGUUGUGGUCCAUCGCA
Molecule: messenger RNA, 964 nt
Organism: Centrocercus urophasianus (Greater sage-grouse)
Lineage: Eukaryota; Metazoa; Chordata; Aves; Galliformes; Phasianidae
Product: nuclear pore membrane glycoprotein 210-like
Exons: 7
Cellular component (GO): nuclear pore
Source: RefSeq, a predicted model, not a curated record